Messenger RNA from Gigantopelta aegis, 1929 nucleotides. RefSeq names its product intraflagellar transport protein 20 homolog. NCBI's taxonomy places the organism in Eukaryota, Metazoa, Mollusca, Gastropoda, Neomphalida, Peltospiridae. The record is from RefSeq and is a predicted model, not a curated record. Gene Ontology annotation, cellular component: Golgi apparatus; centrosome; intraciliary transport particle B. Gene Ontology annotation, biological process: protein localization to cilium; centrosome localization; intraciliary transport. The transcript has 4 exons. The coding region runs from base 29 to 430 and encodes 133 amino acids.
CAGUUUGUUUUGCAUACCAACGAGGGAAAUGGCUGACGAAGCUCUUGCCAAAGCUUAUGGUCUGCAUUUUGACGAAUUGAAUAAAAUUCGUGUGCUAGAACCAGAUGUUGCCCAGCAAACCAACGAGUUAAAAGAAGAAUGCAAAGAUUUUGUUGACAAAAUUGAAGAAUUUCAGAAGAUUGUGGGUACUUUUAUUGAAGUUGUGGAUACAGUUGCUACCAAGGUGGAAAAAGAAAAGUUAAAGGCAAUAGGAGCAAGGAAUCUGCUGAAGUCUAUAGCGAAACAGAGAGAGGCUCAACAACAACAACUAGUAGCUUUAAUAACAGAGAAAAAAAUGCAGCUGGAAAGAUUAAAUAUCCAGUAUGAUUCUUUGCAAAAAGAAGAACAAGAACAAACAGAAUUUAUUGAACAGCUUGUGUUACAGAAAUAACUGCAUAUUUCUAUAAUUUAUUUAUUGUACAUAGCUCAUUAUUACAUUUUGGUGUUCACUACAAAUCAUGGCACAAUGUAUAGAAACUAUAUUUUGGUAACUUUAUUUUCCUUCCUGCAGUCAUCUAAUAUACACAUGUACAUAAUAUAUAUUUUAAAGUCAAGGUUCGGUAGAACCCUUAUGCCAUACACAAACAAUUAAGUUUGCAGACAUGUCACAUGUCACCAUAUACACAAUGUAUAUUUAGUAUUAUGUUUGCUCAUGGUGAGUGAAUCACUGAUCAUUUAACACUGAAAAUAACCAACCUAAGGCCAUGCAAAUAGCAAUUACUGAACAGAUUUAUACUGGGUGCAAAAUUAUAUUUACUUGUCAAAUGGCUAGUAAAUGAACAAAAAAACACUUGCCAACUUGGGAUUGUCACUCUCUAGGCAACUAAAUAAGUGGAUAGGACAAUACGUGAAUGAACAAAUUUUAGAUACCUACCAUUCUGUGUGUUUUCGUGACAAGAAGUAUACCUGACUUGUUGACCUUAAAUGUAGGACAGAAUGUUUACUUCUUGUCAUGACUUGAUUUUUGAACUUUUCUGAUUACUUUUAUAGAUCUAUUCAUUUUAUUAAAAUCAAAGUACAUUUGUUUGUUUACAUUUCACUGUAUGUCACUUAUUAUUUGAUGGGCAAAAUAUUUUCUAACAUUUGUUAUCUGGUAAUUUUUAUUUUCUAUUAUUAUUUGUUUACAUUUAAGUUGAAAGGUUUGUGGCUAGAAAUCUUUUCCAGCUUGUCUUCUUCUUUUUUUUGCCCAUCUAGUAAUGUAUUAUGUUAAUAUAGAUAUGCAAAUGUUAUACAAAUGAUUGUUCUGAUGGUGCAUGAUUUAUGUAAUUUUGUUUGACAUAAGACCUAAAAAAAAUUGUUUAUGGGAGCAUGUUAAAAAAUUAGGUAGUGUAGGUCAGAUUUCACCACUAGCUCAAGAUAAAAUGUUAUGUACCAGUCUUCGCCACUGAAGGCAGGUGAUCACUCACACUCCCCUCCACACUCACCUGGAAAUUUUAGGAAAGUGACAGAUUGAUUGCCUUGCAAUAAAAAUUUUAAUAAAUUUUAUUUGAAACUUUAUGUGAUUGCUGGCCUGGCACCAUUUCAGGAGAGUGAUCUUCAACUUGACUUGAUUUUGCUUAUGGUGAUAACUGAUAUGUAGGCUACUCUUUUCAUCUACAUUUAAAACAUAAAACAUUUUCUUAAAACAAAUAAUUGCCGGCCCAGUUUUUUAGGUAGGGUCAGGUUUCCAAAAACACAGGAUUUUUUUAAAGGUCAGAUCAAUAUUUAUCUCCGAAACCAAGCCAGCUCUAUACCUGUUCAAAUCAAAAUAGUUAUUUCAUUAUUCUGUGUAAUGUAAGGCAUUUUUAUUGGCAUUGACAAUACACAAAGGAAAUAAAUGUCACCUACAUUGUCAUUUGUGUACAAAAUUGUUAUUUAAAUAUUUGAUGUAUAUAAAAGUCUCUAAAAUCA